This is a messenger RNA of Chrysochloris asiatica (Cape golden mole), 864 nucleotides long. Its product is annotated as apolipoprotein O-like. Gene Ontology annotation, cellular component: MICOS complex. The coding region runs from base 1 to 792 and encodes 263 amino acids. Gene Ontology annotation, biological process: cristae formation. The record is from RefSeq and is a predicted model, not a curated record. Lineage: Eukaryota; Metazoa; Chordata; Mammalia; Afrosoricida; Chrysochloridae. The transcript has 8 exons.
AUGGGAAAGCUGACUACCAUGCCUACAGGUCUGAUAUAUGCAUCUAUAAGUGUGUUUGCAGCCAAAGAAGAGGAAUCUAAAAAACAGCUCCUGAAACCAGAGCAGCUCCCGAUAUAUACUGCACCACCUCUGCAGUCUAACUAUAUUGAAGAGCAGCCUGGUAAUUUGCAGUUGGGCUUUGCUUCCAUCCGCCAUACGACUGGUAGAUACAUUGGCUGGUUCAAGGGUGUAUAUGUCUUUGUGAAAAAUGGGAUAGUGGAUACAGUACAAUUUGGAAAAGAUGCAUAUAUCUAUCUAAAGAAUCCUCCUGGAGAUUUUCUUCCCAAAGUUGGAGUGAUUACUGUCUCAGGAUUGGCCGGCUUGAUUUUGGCGAGAAAAGGUUCUAGAUUUAAGAAAAUUGUUUAUCCGCUGGGACUAGCCACUUUAGGAGCAACUGUUUGCUACCCAGUUCAGUCAGUAAUAAUUGCAAAGGUAACUGGGAAAAAGACAUAUGAUGCAAGCCAGCAGAUUUAUGAAGCAGUUAAAUCAUCAUUGACAAAAAGCAACAAAAAAGAAUCACUCCCUGAACCUAACAGAAAAACUAAGGUAGGAAGUCAUGCUGAAAUAGAAAUACUUACUAAGACAACUGAAGUACUGAAACAGUCAGUGUCUUUGCCAACAGAACUCAGCUCUCAAACAAAGACCAAAUCAGAACCCACCUCAGGUACUACACAGUUUAUGCCUGACCCCAAGUUCAUGGAUCACGGGCAGUCCCAUCCAGAAGAUGUAGAUAUGUACAGCACUAGAAGCUGAAAUAGACUGCAUAGAAAACUUCAAGAUGUGUGAAGUUGCAAAUAAUGAUGAAAAAUCAUGUAAUGGGUAACU